This is a messenger RNA of Xiphophorus hellerii (green swordtail), 3131 nucleotides long. It is a transcript of the gene pxdc1b, whose product is annotated as PX domain containing 1b. Gene Ontology annotation, molecular function: phosphatidylinositol binding. NCBI's taxonomy places the organism in Eukaryota, Metazoa, Chordata, Actinopteri, Cyprinodontiformes, Poeciliidae. Bases 205 to 906 code for a protein of 233 amino acids. The transcript is spliced from 5 exons. The record is from RefSeq and is a predicted model, not a curated record.
CCUCUUUCUGCUCCUCCUGCUGCCGCUCCUCUCUCUCUCUCUCUGCUGCAGCUGUCCGACGCUCUCAGAGGGCAGACGGAAAACUUCCCCAAGUUGUCUUUUCCUCCUCCGGCGCAGCGUUUCGGUUUCGGAGCUGGUCACCUCCACCACAGCCCCCUGCGGCAGCAGCCCCGGCAUGCCGGACUUAAACGCCUGAAGGGCGGGAUGGCAUCGGCCGUGUUUGAAGGCACGUCUCUGGUCAACAUGUUUGUCCGGGACUGCUGGGUUAACGGGAUCCGGAGGCUCAUCAUCAGCCAGCGCGGAGAGGAAGAGGAGUUCUUCGAGAUCCGAACCGAGUGGUCCGACAGGAACAUUUUAUACUUGCAUCGGAGUUAUUCCGACCUGGGGCGGCUCUUUAAGAGACUGCUGAAGUCCUUUCCGGAGGACAGAAAGGACUUAUCUAAAUCUCCGCUGAUAGAAGGUCUGGUAAAAAUCAAAGAUGCACAUGACAUUGAGGAGAAGUUGAAUGAGGUGGAAAGACUUCUAAAGAAUGCCAUCAACAUGCCAUGCAAGUUUUCCAGGUCGGAGGUGAUGUUGACUUUCUUUGAACGCUCGCCGCUGGACCAGGUGCUAAGGAAUGACAAAGUUCACAGAAUCCAGCCGUGCUUUCAGAGUCCAAUCAACAUAUCAGAAAUCAUGCGAUCGAACGGAUUUUGUCUGGCCAACACAGAAACUAUUGUAUUUGAUGAUAGUAUACCAGAGGAAAAAGAAAGACCGUCGUCCACAGACUCUGGAGAGCACACGUACGAAGACGGAACAGAAUUUUUGCCAAUGGAAGCAGACGUGUGCGAGGAGGAAACAGAAGCGUAUGUCACCAACCUCUCCUACUACCAUCUGGUCCCAUUUGAAACAGACAUCCUGGAAUGAACACUUGUGGAUGGAUAUUUCUCCUUCAGCUGAACUGAACUAUGCAACUCUGCACAUAGCUGCUCCAGUUCAAUGCUGCUGCUCCUGAAUGCAACAGUUUCCUGAGUUGGUGAACUUUGGAAGAAUGCCGCAACAUCACCACUUCAUUCCCUUUAUGGGACAUCACCAGUGUGCCUCAUUUGGAUUCCUAACUCUUUAUCAUAAGUGUUACAGAUCUGAUGGUUUCAGCUAGACUAAGACAUUUCCUUAAGAUGCUAUCAUCCACUUUAACAGGACUAAAACCGAUCAGCAUUUGUAGUAAACAUCAGGUUGGGGGAACCACACAUCAGUUGAAGUUUCAGUACAGCUGUAAUUUAUUGGACCAUUCAGUGUUAAUGUAAUUGACCAGCAAUCCAUUUUAUUGACUGGGCUGUUUUAUCCUUUCUGGAUUGCACUUUUAAACCACUAACCUGCUUUGCUAAGACAUUCGUGAUGGAAUUCAUUGUUUGCUCUCCACCUACAUGACUUCUCUCAAAACAUCGUCUUAGAAAAAAAGUUGUAUUUUCACCUGUUUUCACUGUGAUAGAUGUGAUUGCACAAAUGUUUUUCUAACAUGUCAAGCACUCCAAGAUCCUAGUUAACCCAAACUGAAUUUGUUUGGAUGCCACUAAACCUUAUGGAAGAAAAUGGAAUCCUUUUCUGGGACAAACCUUUGCGGGAAAGUUAGGGAUGCAACAAUCUAAUUUUUGGUCCUGAUAUUGACACUAAUCAUUUAAAAUUAGGCAUGUUAUGGUACCAAUUUCAAGUACAAAAGUACAUUACAUUGAAAUCAUUGAGAUCAGUAUUAAAUGUUCUACAUAGUAUUGUGAUUUACCCCCACUUAACUCUCAUACACCCAUGAUCUUCAGGAUACAGCAGCUUCCUUUUACAAUAAAUCCAACAAAUAAUUUUCCCCUGUUGGAGUUUCUUCAGCUCAGCCUAAGCCCUUAGCACAGUCACCCGAAAUACAUACUCACUUCAUAAUAUUGCUGAAAAUAAUCAUUUUCUUUCCAAAGUCAGAAGGUGUUUCUGACUUGAAUUUUUCCUUUUGUCUUAGUGAUAAAAUGUACAUGUGUUGUUGUGUUUAUUGGAUGUAACGAAUAAUGCAAUGAAUGUGAGCCCUAAUCCUGAAAGCUAAACCACUUCAGUGCUGUUGUUGCGGUUGAAGCGAGGAAAAGGAAGCUUUGUUUUCCAGCCCUGCUGAAGUCAUUUCUGUCCCGCCCUGUGACUUGACAUGAGUUUGCUCAGUCAGCUUCAUUUGAGCGUGGGAGUCUGCAGCUUGGCCUGGGACGGCUAAACAAGACUUUUCUUUAUAUGAAAAAGACAAAUCACUUUGCUUGUUUGAAGGUAUGGAAAAAAGAUCUUUAUUGGUCCUCCUGUCACUAUAAAGAAGACCCUUACAGUUCUGAAAGCUCAAAGGAGCAUUGUAUUUGGGUUGUUUUAGAUGUUUUCGUUUCUAUGUAAGCUAACAGCUUGUGCCCAGGUUUCUGCCACAGCAAUUACAAAAGCAUUCACAUACUUGGCACAUGAGCCGGGAGCAUGUCCUCCGCAUCAGUCCAUGUAGCUGCUCAGUCUUGAUCUCUAUUCACCCCCGUGAGAAAGUGAAGCUCUUUUAAGGUUGAGACACAACAACAUCCCUUAUUUUUUAGUCAGAUUAUCUUCUGAAGCAGCACAUUACCUACAUUUUUGUUUUGCAAAGGUCUGUUAGAAACCAUUUCAGGACCAAAAAGUUUCAUUUUUAAAACUUGUAAGUCAGUUAGAAAGUUAAUUUCAGAUGCUUUUGCUUCCUCAGUGCAUGAAGUUGUGACUGCAGUUGUACUGAAGAAGUGCAAUGUAACAAAGGAAAUGAGGAACAAUUUGCUGGUACUUCAAUUUUUGUGGUAUUUUGACACAUAUCAAUGUCUAACGUGCCAGCUGUGUGUUUAAGAGUAAUUAAAGCAAGAUGGAAUAUAAUAUAACAAGAAUACAUAUGUAAUGUUCAGCCACUUUCUGUGAAUCAAACAAUUCUCUAUCAUGUUAUUGUUUGCUUUCAUUGUGUCUCAUUUGAGGAGAUCGUUUGCAGUGUAAAUAUAUUAUAAUGAAGUUAACUAAUUAUUAAGUUGUUUAAUAACCUUGAAACAAUUCAGUGUUAGAUUCAGAUUAUCACUCAGAGAUUUUAUCUGACAAAUAAAUAUGUUUUCAAUAAAUCAUGUUACUUGUUUUUGUUA